This is a messenger RNA of Xiphophorus couchianus (Monterrey platyfish), 1912 nucleotides long. RefSeq names its product potassium inwardly rectifying channel subfamily J member 15 (gene kcnj15). Gene Ontology annotation, molecular function: inward rectifier potassium channel activity. Gene Ontology annotation, biological process: regulation of monoatomic ion transmembrane transport; potassium ion import across plasma membrane. NCBI's taxonomy places the organism in Eukaryota, Metazoa, Chordata, Actinopteri, Cyprinodontiformes, Poeciliidae. Gene Ontology annotation, cellular component: plasma membrane. Bases 525 to 1520 code for a protein of 331 amino acids. The transcript is spliced from 2 exons. The record is from RefSeq and is a predicted model, not a curated record.
UAAAUUACCAACUACAAUCAUUGGGUCUCAGGAUUAUUUUCUGAUCUCCAGGUGUCAAAAUGUUAUUUGAGAUCAUAUUUAUAGAGAUUUAGAGAAUUUAUCAGAUAAUUCACACCAUGCCUUCCUCCGGCAGUUUGACCUUAUUUCAGCCUUUUGUCUGUCACAAAGUUCGUCGUGUCCUUCAGACGCUCUGAAAGACAUAAAUCUGGUCUUGUGUGAAGCAACAACAAUGGUAAAGGAGGAAACAAACGUCAGGCGGUCACCUUGUUGCCCCUACCUGUGGACAGGUGAGGGGAGGGACACAGAGCCGGCCCCAGGAUCGCAGAUUACGCUCGGCUUUGUCUCGCUCCGUUCCUCAUUGUGCCAAAGUUCAGAUCUCACAACAAACGGAGAAAGAAGACACUGAACUUCAGCUCAGGGUCAGCUUUCACAUUUAUGAGGACGAGCUUUUCAGAGCUCUUUAAUCUGCAAUGCGCCAAUAAAACCUCUGCAGUUACAGCCAGUUCUUGUUGAAGCAAAGCAUCAUGGUCAACAGGAAGUCAGAGGUCCAGCGAAGGAUCGUGUCCAAAGACGGUCACAACAAUGUUCAGAUCGACAACGUGGAAGGAAUGGUCAAGCUCUACCUGCACGACAUCUGGACGACGGUGGUGGACAUGAAGUGGCGCUACAAGCUCACUCUGUUUGCCUCCACCUUCGUCAUGACCUGGUUCAUCUUUGGAGUCUUCUUUUUCUUCAUCGGCAUGGGGAACGGAGAUUUUGACACUUGGCGCAAUUCUACCCACACACCCUGCGUGAUGCAAGUGGAAACUCUCACCGGAGCCUUCCUGUUCUCUCUGGAAUCGCAGACCACCAUAGGUUACGGUUUCCGGCACAUCACUGAAGAGUGUCCUCUGGCGAUCUUCACGCUGGUGGCUCAGCUCGUCACCACCGGUCUGGCUGAGAUCUUUGUCACCGGUGCCUUUCUGGCCAAACUGGCCCGACCCAAGAAGCGAGCAGAAACGAUAAAGUUCAGCCAGGUGGCGGUGAUCUGCAGGCACCAAGGCAAGCUGUGUCUGAUGGUGAGAGUGGCCAACAUGAGGAAGAGUCUGCUGAUUCAAUGCCAGCUCACCGGAAAGCUGUUUAAGUCCAAUGUGACAGAAGAAGGAGAGAAGACGCAGAUCCACCAGAGCUCCGUAGAUUUCUACAUGGACACCAGUGGAGACUGUCCGUUCCUGAUCCUCCCGCUCACCUUCUAUCACAUUAUCGAUGAGAAGAGCCCAUUGGCAGGACUGACCCCAGAAACCCUGAGCAACCGAAACUUUGAGCUGCUCAUAACGCUCAACGGCACCAUGGAGUCGACAGCGGCCACGUGCCAGAGCCGCACCUCCUACGUCCCUCAGGAGAUCCUGUGGGGCUACGAGUUCACACAGGUGCUGUUCAGCUCCUCCAACUGCCGCUACGUUGUUGAUUUCAACUUUUUUGACAAAGUACAAGCGAGCAACGACCCCGCCUUCCCUGGCAGCAGCACAGGAAAGAAAUAAUUGAAACAAGACUGAGAGGAAAUUGUGGAAGCUGUUAGUUUUACAGUGCUGUGAUCUUUCAUGUCAAAUGAAUUUUCUAUGUCUUGGUCAUAGUCUUACGUAAGAAAAGACAAAAUCAGUAAGAGGUUUCUUACUCUUAGUUUAUUUUGGUUUGAUCAGAGGUUUUAAUCUGUCAUAUCUUAGAGCAAAUGAGUAGAAGCAUAACAAAGGGAACCAAAGUUUUCAGAUAAGAAACUGAUACCCCAUAAUUUGAGUAGAUGUGUAUAAAACUGUUUGUUUACAGUUAGUAAAUCAAUGCAAGAAAGGGAACUUAUACAAAAUGGAGGAAAUGAAGUGUUGAAGAGGCAAAUUGAGCCUGAGGUAGUUAUCACACCAACUCUGUUUUAGAACGU